GAGGCGAGCGAAGGCGUUCGCGGAGUUCGCUCUCCCUCUCUCUUUUUUUUUUCUUUUCCCGUCCGCGUACUCGCCACCGUGGCGAUCGCCGCGGGGCCCACGGCGGCGCACUUUGGCGGCGGCGAGAGAGAGCUCGAGGGUACUCCGACAUCCGCGCGCGGCCGCCGGGACGUGCCGCGGGGAUAAUGCCGCGGGAGUAGCGCGCGGCGGUGUCUCUCCAUAACCUAGAGCCGAUCGCGAUCGUGCGGAGACAUGCCGCCGACAAAGAAGGGGGACCUGGACAAGUUAGCAUGGGCCUGGGUAGAAUCCGUUAGUCCAGAGGAGAUUGAGAAGGUACACUUGGAGACUGCGUAUAGGAUCGGAUUGAAGAGCUGCAAAAAUUGCAAACGCAAUUGCACCUACAAUCCGCAAUGCCUGACAGGCUUAGGGGAGGAAAAGUAUAUGAAGUCGCAGCCGGCCGAGGUGGUGUCCUUAGAAAGUUCCUUAUCCGAGUUACGUGAUCCGACACAGUAUGUCGGCUUAAAGAAUCUAGGUGCUACUUGCUACGUCAAUAGUUUAAUCCAAAUGUGGUUCCACAAUGAAGACAUGAGGAGAAUAAUAUACAAAUGGGACAUUACGGAAGAUCCGGAGGAGAAGGAGGCGUUGUACCAGUCUAAGAAAGCAGGAAUACCCUACCACCCGGUUACCGCGGUUGGCCAAUUGCAGUACAUUUUUGCAAUGAUGCAAUUCGGCAAUCGGAGCCUCCUCGAUCCGAUCAAUCUCGCUAUCGCGUUGUCCCUGGACACCAGAACGCAGCAAGACGCGCAGGAAUUCUCCAAGCUGCUAUUGUGCCAUAUCGAAGGAAAGCUCAGAGAGCAAAACUCUGAGCUGAAGCCGAUGCUGCAGAGGCUGACUCAGGGAAAAUACAGCUAUAUCAAUCGUUGCUCCACGUGCAGCACUGAGUAUCCAACGUCCACCACGUUCUAUGAAUUGGAUCUGCAGCUGGCGGCCACUUUGAGAGAGGCGAUCGAUAAUUAUCUAUCGGAGGAACAGCUGACGGGGGCAAACCAAUACCAUUGCGUUACUUGCAAUGAUAAAAAGGACGCCAAGCGAUUCAUACGACUGGAGUCUCUUCCGGAAACGUUGAAUAUUCAGCUAAUGCGCUUCGUGUUCCACAGAGAUUCCGGGCAGAAGAAGAAGUUGAAUUCGUAUAUUCAGUUUCCCGAAGACCUCGAUAUGUCGGAAUACGUUAGGUGUCAGCCUCAAACUCAUCUCUACAGUCUCGUCGCUGUAUUGAGCCACAAGGGUCCAUCCGCACAUUCCGGACAUUACAUCGCGAAUAUAUGUAAUUCAAGCGGCGAGUGGUAUCAAUUUAGUGAUGAUAAAGUUGAAAAAAUGCAGAACAAACGAAUCGAGGAUGGCGUCAAUGAUAAAUCGAUGAAACGUGGACGUGUUCCAAAAGGAUUCCUGUCAUCCAAUACGGCUUACAUGUUGGUUUAUAAAAAGCUAACUACAGAUUGGCGAACGAAUGGUACGAAGAAAGUGAAAUUGAAGAAGCCCGAUGCAGAGGUGAUUGUCUCUAGCGAGACCGUUUUCUUCGACAAGUUCACAAUUAAAGAAAAAUCGGAUGAAACGGACGAGACGAGACAGAAGCGGGACGUCGAAGAUGCGCCAUUAAUUCCGGAAGAAAACUCUAAAAAGACGCCGAGUGUGGAUGCGGAAAAUACCAUAGUAAAUAUCAUAGAAACGGAUGAAUCUGCGAUAUCCAAAAAGACUGAUACACCUAUCACGGAUAAGAGUGAAAUUAAGAGUGAAACUACAAAGACUGUCGCUAGCACAAAUGGCUGUAAAGACACACAUGACUCUACCGUGGAGCCGUUACAGAAUAAAGUUCACUGUCUAAAACAGCCAGUAGUAAAAGUUGUUAAGCUCGAUUACAAACGACUGAACGGCGAUGCGCACAGAGCUAUGAGUUGCGGAGAACGUGAUUUUUAUGAAGAGAUGGAAUUUGAGAAUUGGCAGGUAAGCAGCACGAUGCGUGAACUUGUCAGACAAGAGAACGUUAAACACGAAUUGAGCUUGUUAGCCGUACAGCAAGAAAAACAAAAAGAAAUUGAGGAUCAGAAUUCCAAACGGCAACUUAUAAUAGACGUGUAUAAUAUAAUCCAAUCUACGGUAUCUUGGAGUGAUUAUUAUUGGAUACCAACGGAUUGGCUGUCGAAGUGGUUGACCGGACAUUCCUCUGCAGUCGACGUUCGUCCGAUCGACAAUACCAGUUUAAUGUGUUCGCACUAUCGGCUCGAUCCAUUGAAAGUUAGCCGUAUGAAAUGCGUGCCGGAAGCAGCAGCCCAUAUGCUUUACGACAGAUAUCAAGGAGGUCCGCGAUUAGAUCAGACAUUCUUGUGCGAAGUUUGCGUGAAAAGACGCUGCAAAUUGCUGCGUUUCAAAUUAGCGCUUGAGCGAGAUUACAAAGAAGUCGGGGAGUUGAUUCGCACGUUUAAAGAACCUGUUGAAUCGAGCUAUAUAAUCGGUACCGAUUCGCUGCGUUCUUGGCGAAGAUUAGCCAUGGAAACGUUUCAAGAGGAUGUGGAACAAAAGGUAGACGAUUGUCAGGAUACUCCGCCGGAAGAGAGUAAGAACACGGACAAAGACAGCAACGAUUGCCCGAAGGAAGUUGAGGAGAACAAGGAGAAUGAGGCUAUUAUAAACUUCAACGAGGACUUGCUGUGCGAGCAUAAAUCUCUGAAAACGGCAGACUCCAGUAGGAAAGUGAUACCCCAAGAGGCAUGGUUGAUUCUGAAGAAAUAUUUUCCGGACUCGAAGGAAUAUCCCGUUGGCUCGCCGUCCUGUUCGAUCUGCGAGGAGAGGAUGGAAAGUGCGCAAAGAGCGAAGAAAGACGACAAGAUAAAGGCGAAGCAGCAGAAAGACAAGCUCACCGACUUGUACUACGGAAGGAAUAGGAAUGAAAUCUCCAAGUGCACUGAUCCCGAGAAAUCCUUCUACAUCGUUGAGAAAAGCUUUCUGGACAGUUGGCGCUCCUUCAUUCGAUACGCGGAGAUCUAUUCGAGAACGCCACCGGCAGGCAUCCAAAACGCGCCGCUCCUCUGCGAAGAGCAUAAAGGAUUCCUGCAUAAGCCCAGAAUUAACAACGAACUGUACAGUAUAGUAACCGCGGACGAAUGGUCGAAACUCGUCGAAUUCUACGAGGUCGAUUAUCCCAUUGUCAUAAAGAAGACUAAGGAUGACUAUCAGACGGAUCCCGGCCUGUGCUCUGCCUGCAUGUUAGCGAGGUUCGAACAGGAACGUCUAGAAAGCUUGAAGUACGAUAGGGCGACAAUCUACGUCAAAUGUAUUGACGAAAAUGAGGACUCCAAGACGGACAACGAUUACGAGGUAGCGUCAAAAAAGCCGAAGAUGGAAAAGGCACGUCCGUCACGAAGUAGGAGAAAAUUAAAAGGAUCUCACGAGCUCAAAGUGUCUUCUGAGAUUACUUUGAAAGAACUCAAAGUAAUGACGAUGCAGAUUUGCGGGGCUGGGCCGUACGAUCAGCAUUUAAUGCUAGGAGAACACGAACUCAUCGACGACAAUUUGAGCCUGGCCGCACUCGGAAUAUUUCCUGGAGCUUUACUUACGCUAAAGAUCGACGCACCAUUAGAAAAUGAGACCGACGUCGAGUCCGAUGCGCACAAUUUCGAUACUUUAUCGCCAGAGAAGGGCUUCAAGGGAACGGAACUGGUGCCGAGCUGAUCUGUAUGAACAUAAUGUAGCCAAUUUUCGUUUACGUUUAAUAAUAAUAAUAGUCGAUUUAACGCAAGAUAUUUUUAUACACAAUCUAUACAUUUAUGUAUAUACAUAUAUAUCCACAUAUAUACAUAUUAAAUAUAUAAAUAUUUGAUCCUUAUAUGCACGCAUCCGUUACCAAGUUGUGGAAAAAAAGAGUAUAAUUCUACUGUUGUGUCUUUACAACUUAUGCUACAUGAGCUAUUUGUUAACAAAGUAGUAACGAACAGAUUUGUAUAACGUAAGGGAAAGAUACUACUGAGAGCAGUGGAACAAAGCUUGUUGGGUCAUUCAUGAGUACAAUGAUUUUGUAAUUCAUUAAAUUCUUGUGGAUUGGAGAAAUAAAGUAGAAACACGGAUAUGCUUCCUCUUUCUUCGUUUUAUAUAUUUGUUUUUAUGAUCGAAACGGUCCAUACAUCUAUCCCGAAUGUAUAUUAACGCGAAAAUUUUAAUGAUAGUUUUAUAGAUCAUGUAUUUAAUUCGUUUGUAAAAAUAUAUGGCUUGAUAAUA
This is a messenger RNA of Vollenhovia emeryi, 4269 nucleotides long. RefSeq names its product ubiquitin carboxyl-terminal hydrolase 48-like. NCBI's taxonomy places the organism in Eukaryota, Metazoa, Arthropoda, Insecta, Hymenoptera, Formicidae. Gene Ontology annotation, molecular function: cysteine-type endopeptidase activity; cysteine-type deubiquitinase activity. Bases 253 to 3726 code for a protein of 1157 amino acids. Gene Ontology annotation, biological process: protein deubiquitination. The record is from RefSeq and is a predicted model, not a curated record. Gene Ontology annotation, cellular component: nucleus; cytosol. The transcript has 18 exons.